AAAAAUCACCGCCCCAUAGUGGAACAAGCGACACAAGAGUUGUAGACGAAAUUCGAUUCCUGAGCACAAAAUUUGUUUGAAAAAUCUUAACCCGUUCUACUAGAUUCAAGGAUCAAUUUGAUUUGUUCAACCCCACUUCUCCAUCUAAAAAAUGGCGGUCCCCGUCGCGGCGGCGGCCUCUACAGGAGCCCCGAGCUGCAACAACAUCUCCCAGUUGCUACAGCAGCUGGGCAGCGACAGGAUCAUCGAGCGCGACCGGGCGGUGUUGCAGCUUAGCAGACAAGCAGCGGAUAGAAAUGGGGAAAUGGUGUUUGCAGCCUUGAUUGACCACCUGGGGCAGAAGUUGACGAAACUAGGAAGUAGAAAUAAGACGAGCACACAGACACCUGAAAGUAGUUCAUCUGCUACAACUACAACUUCUGCAGAAGUAGUUCCUCUUGUUCCCUGGGGUGAAAAAGUGGGAUUGUUGAACUGCGUCACCGAAGUGGUCAAGAAGUUGGACGACCAGACGAGGGCAAAGGCUGCAUCAAACCAGGUAUCCAAUUCUAACGCAACAAAUGUAGCAACUGGAAAUACUGGUUCUACUGCCCAGUCUAUGCUGAACCAAACCUUGCUAGAAAAGCAGCACUUCCUCCAACACUUAGCGUCUUGUCACUUCUUGAAAGACUCCGAACUCCGGGUGCGGCGCGCGCUCGUUCCCGUGCUGGAAGCUGUUUACGAAAGGGCAGAGUUCGAGUCCGCGAAACUCGGCCACGAAACCUUUUUCCAAGCGGUUUUGUCGGAUGUGUUAUUCGGGUUUGAACGGAAGAAAUUCGUCGGCUUGCCGAAAACUACUAGUAGUUCGAAGGAAAAAAUGAUAAAUUCCAGUGCUGGUGGACCACCACCAUUGAGCAACAGCACCCCAAAUUAUUCGCUCACCGCUCCGUCCACCCGCGCCGCCCUUGCUCCCGCGCACUUGAAGAACAGCAAUUUCGGGUUGCUGAAUUCGGCGAUGAAUAAUAAUACGCUCUUAUCCGACCCCAUGGAUCUAGACGACGAGGACUUUUUCAUUGCGGAAGAGGUAGAACCGGUCAAGAAAGACCCGUUGAUAUUGCAAGGAAAAAUCCCCCCUCCCCAUAUCAAAUCGAAAUUUCUGAUGCUGGAUUUGUGUACACAAGUCAGCUUUUAAUUGCAGGAGAGCACUGCGGCCAGAUCCCCAGGCUAGGUAGGGGUGUAUGGGUCUAGUUGUUCAGCAUGGCAAACGGCUCCCCUUCAAGCCCAAUAGCAUGACAAGCCGCUUCCAUAAUGGGGCGGAAGCUUCUGCCCUUGUCGUCGUGCAGUACGCAUGUGAUUUGUGGCCUCAAAUCAGCAACGCAAAUGCUCGGAAGCAUAGCUUUUCAAUAUGGGGAGGGGGGAGUUUUCAUUUUGAUAGCUGAAAGUCGACAUCCAACCGCCCCAAGCCCCGCACGAGUCCGAGGGCUGGGGCACGCUGGAAUCUUCCAUGGCGUGUCUCGCGGCGAUCCUCCGGGGUCUGGCGAAGAACAAGGAGAAGGAGAAGUUUAUGAAAUGCAAAUAUGUCUGGGCAUGGAAGAUUGCCAGGUUUGUCAUGCUUGGUCGACAAUACAGAAAAGUCUGUCGUGGUUGUUGCGCUACAGUGCCACUUGUUUGUAAUGCAAAAAGGCAAUUUGUCAUGCGGUUAACGCUAUAAAUGGCCGCUCAGAAACUUGUCAUGCGCGGCUCCGCAUUACAGUUUGCGUAUGAUUCGGACAUUAGCAUGACAACUUUCCAGACCGAGACAUAUUUGCAACGCAUAAAGUUUUUACGGAUCGACUCCCUCUCCCUUCACACCGAAUCGGUUUCGCAGGUGAAGUAUCAAAUGCAAACAUGUCUGGGUCUCAGGGUUUGCGAGAUUUGUUAUGCUAGUCGGGCAUGACUCUGAACUCUGUGUUGCGUGGCCGCGAAGAGCUCCUCCUCCCUGUCAUGCAAAAAACGCAGUCUCUCAUGCGGAAUUUUACGCAACUCAGAACCAUGAAAAAAACUUGUCAUGCUUGGCAGCGCAUUACAGUGAGCUCACUAUUCCCUUCCUUGCAUCACAAGUUUCCAGACAUCCAGGGAUAUUUGCAAUGCAUAUGAAGCCCCAGGACAAACACACGUGUCCGAUGGUGAUCAAAUUGUUGGCGGCGGAUUUUUUCGCAUCUUCCGGAGUAGGUGAAAACGGUGGUGGCGAUGUGGACUUCGAUUUCGUGAAACCCUUCGCGGUCGAGGAGAUGGAGAAGAUACGAGCGCUAGCGGUUGAAGAAGAGAGGGAAAUAAAGGCGGAGCAAAGACAAACACAAACUGAAACUCCGUUGCUAAACAGCAUGACAAAUAAAGACAGUGAAUCCUCGUCUUCCACAACCGCGGCGGAAGAGGAAAUCACCGUCGUAUGAAAUGCAAAAGUGUCUGGGUCUGGAAGAGUCAUGCUGUUUCUGCAUGACACAGAAGGUCUGGCAUGGAAGCUCUAGCAUCACAGGUUUCGAGAAGUUUCCAGAAUGCCGAACCCGCAUGACAAAUGUUUGGAUCGGAAAAAUACCCGUUCCAGUAUUCAGCCAGAAUGUCGUGAUCCAAAUCUGAACUAACUAUACGAUCGGUAAUCAAGUGAGAGCUUAAAUCUAAUGAUCGGAUAUAGAGCCUGACUACUCAAAUUAUGUGAGAGAUAGAAACUAAAUCAUAGGAAAUCUUAGAUCUACCACCUAUAAUCCAAUGACGAAACAUCUCAACACAUGAAGAAACCGAAUGAACAAUCAAUGCACUAUCAGGGCCCUUGAGUCAAGUAACAUUUGUCAUGCAAGAAUAAACCACCAACGCACAACGUGCAACCAUCUACUUCUUAUUUCGCUACUGUGUUCACGGCCACUGCAGCAUACUGGGACAUUUCGUCAGCAGAGUUAUGAGCCCAACUUUCUGCAUCGUGUAACACUAGUAUUUUACUUUUCAACUUUUACACCGCCUAGAUUCCAGCUUUAGCUACUUUGGUCGACCAAGCAUAGCUACUGUGGUUUUAAGCCGUGUUUACUUACUAAUCCGCAUUACAAAUUUACUACUUUCUACUGCAUACUAAAAAGCACUUUUGCACUAGCGCCGUGAUUCAAAUUUAUACCGAUAGAACUACUUACUUUUGUUUAAUUUGUGUUGUUUUUGAUCUUGUUAAAAAGCUUUCAUUCUCUGCCUCUGUAUACAAAAUAAUCGAUCUUCAAGUUCCCUACAGUAAUCUAGUACAAAAACACUAAAGCACAAUGGUACUCUCCGACUACAGCGAUGCGGACACGGGACGCCCCGUGCACGUCACCCCGCGCAAACUUUUUGUUGGUUCGACGCCUGGACCCGGUGGAAAAACAACAACACCGGGGACCGCUUUUACCAACGAAGAAUGGGCCCAGUGGGGUGAGGAGAAUGGAGUCCGUGUAAUCGAGGACGAGAGAUGGUCCCUGGAACCGUUCGAAAAAGGUCACUUGACCAAGUGGAUCGGGCGUGCCCUCCGUCUUCAUUCCGCCGAAUUUGUUCGCGAGAAAUUUCUGGGCAGAAUUGCGGACGAAGAGACCGCGAACGAUGUCAGCGAGAUGAUUACCGAGAUCAACAAGCUGGAAGGAGCUACCGACUGGACCCCCAUGCGCUGGCUCAAAGAGUUCGCGGAGAAGUGGAGCGCCCAGGAGGAAAAAGGCACAACGAAGGAAGUGGGGCUUGAAUCGUUGUCGCAAGGCUCUUGGAGUGCGAUUAAAUAUUAUAAAAAGUUCAAGAGUUUAGCGAAGCAAAGUGGAAAUCCCCUGGAUAGCAAAUACAUUCUGCGCCUAUUUAGGGGGAAUGCUGCGCAAACACUGAAGGCCGAGUUGGUUAGAGGGCGAGCGAAAAAGUUUGCUGAUCUUUCGGACAUCGUCGACGCCGCUUACCAGUUGGAGCAGGCGAAAACCAGGAAGGCCCAGAGGAAGAACAAAAAGCGGAAAGCCAAGAGCCAGAAGAAGAAAAACGGAGACGAUUCGAAAUCCGACCUGUCUACCUCGUCGGAAUCGGAUUCCGAAGAAGCCAACACCGCCGAACACGACCGGAAGCAGCGCGAUGGGAAUUUUUGGGCCGAGGUCAAGAAGCGCGGACUUGGUGUUUAUCGCAAAAACAAAAAUCAUUCCUAUUCCGCUGAUCAUUAUCAAUCCCAUUCCUACUACAACCAGCCCUAUUCCGGUUGGAACAAUUCCGGUCCCAGCAACUGGAAUAAUUACGGUUCCAGCAGCUACCACCCGUACCAGCAGAAGGGUGGCGACAAGGGGAAAGGAAAAGGAAAGCCCAAAGGCGGAGGCGAAAAAGGGAAAGGGAAGCCCCGUUUUCCGCCACACGCACCGCGUCAAGACCCAUCCGCAAGCUACGGAAUCUGGGAGACCAGUGGUCCUUGCGGAGACUCCUACUAUGCCCAACCAGACUGGGAGGAGUACCAAGAAGAAAAGGAAGAAACUUUUCUUGUCGAUGAUGGGGAUGGUGAUGAUGAAGCUUACUUAAAUGAUGAAGAUGAAUUUGUAGAAAUUCUACUUGAUAGCGGUUCUUCUAAGCAUUUGGCCGGGAAUAAAAAUUUUCUCAUCAAUGCAAAGCCUGCUAUUACUAGUUUUAAGACGGCAGGAACUGAAGCACACGCUACGAGUGUGGGGGAGAUGAAGCUUAAAAAUCUCACCAUUUCUGAUGUAUUUUAUAUCCCCACUCUAAAACGUAAUAUCUGGUCUGUGGGUCGUUUGCUCGACAAAGGAGCGAAAUUGGACCUAACCACCAUGAAAUUACAUCUAGGAUCGAUCAAACUUCCGAUGCAGUUCAAGAAUAACAUGCUUGUUUGCAAAGUCAAGAAAUCUUGACUAUCACGCUCCGAAGAAUCUCACCGGUGCGAUGAAAAUUAUUUAAUUGAAACCAUCAACACCGGUGGGGUGACGGUUGAAGCGGAAACAAACGCGGUAGAAAUGGAUGAAUUUGGAUUCCAAAUCUACUGCUGUCGUCGCAUCAACAUCCCAGAUGUAGCUAGACCCGUAGUAGGAGCAACCGAAGUUAAUCUUGACGAGUACAAUUUAAGUCAUAUCUCAAGCCUUUUUAAUUUGUUAGUCGAACUGAAAUCGCACAAAGUAGCACUAGUUUAUGCUAGAUUUAGUAUUAGUACGAUCAUCAAGCUGCGGAUGGUUAGUAGCUUUCUUAGUGCUAACAUCACGAAACUUUCUAACGAAGGCAACGCAACUGAGAUCAACAACCAGCAGGAAUUUUACGAAGUUCAACCGGAUGAAGAUGAUCAAGCUUCUUGCCCCGAAGCUAAAAGACGAAAAAUUCGAUUGACACGAGAAGGACGCGAGACAAAGACAAAAGGCACGAAAAAGAUUCAAGAUUUUGAAAUUGCUAGAAUUUCAGCGGCUUUAAGUUUUCCAAGCUUUCAAGCCAUCUGGACUGUUGUCAAGGCUAGGGACAGCAGCCCGAGGGCGCGAAAGUUGGUUAUACAAUAUUGCCGCACGAAUUUAGGUCGAUUGAGAACUUUCGCAUUUCCACACCACAAGUCAGCCGGUGUGGAUUCUGCAAAGUUGGCCGACUGGUGCGCCGCGGAUACAUUUUUCAUAGGUCCAGGGUCUGAGUGGGCAGUCCUGCACAUGAUGAACUUGCAUUCGCGGGCAAGUUUUAUCAAAGUUUUGGCCAAGGGCAAAAAGCCCAAGAAAAACGACACCAAGGAAUUUUUGGAAGAAGCUCGCGGUCGAGGUAUUCUUGCCAAAAAUUUCAUGUCGGAUCAGGGUAAGGAAUUCGACAACAGUGCCGUGCGGGAUUUCCUGCAGCUGCAUGAUGUCGAUAUGUACCUGACUCCGAAAUCUUCAUGGGUUCCAGGUUCAGUAGAGCGCAGGCAUCGCACUUUUCGGAGUGUCCUUGAUCGGUUGUGUUAUGUUUUUGGCGAGAAAUCAAGCUUGAUUGCGAAGCUGGCAAUGCAAGCUUGUCACGCCAUCAACAUGACUCCAACUAGGCAACUCAAUGGAUUAAGUCCGCACCAGGUUCAGUGGGUGCAGAAUCCAUUUGAGAUUGAGCCUUUAGAUCCUGAGACAGCUCCAGGAUGCCAAUCGAUUCUGGUGCGGGAGGAUGAAACUUGCGAAGAUUACAAAAUUCGCAGUGCCGCCCGUAUAGAGAUCGAAAAGCUCAAAACUGACAAAAUGUUUAUUGCGCAAAUGACCAAGCUCGAGGAACAGGCCCGGAAUGUAUUUCCAGAAGCUGAACAGCUCGAAGUUGGUGAUAAAUGCGAAUUUUUUAACAAGGACAACAAAACUUGGAAUGGCCCCGCGGUGCUGAUUUUUAAACAGCAGAAUGCGAAUUCUGAAACGUUUACUAUCGAUUACCAGGGCCAGUUUAAAAGAAUCCAUGCUAGUCACAUCCGCCGCCAUAUAACUUUGAAUGAAAUGGCUUUUCCUCCGGAGCUUCUCCGUGUGAUUCACAAAACUCACAAAGUGCCACAACCAAAAGAAAAAGAAGGGAUGGAAUCACCGCCGGGCGUGGAGCUCCAACCGAUUCGCGUAAAGAUUGGGUCGAGACCUGGGGAAGCUAAACGAAUCGACAUUGAUGAGAUUGAUAACUGGGAAAAGGUUCCAUUGCUGGAAGAAGAUUCUCCACCGGCCGAAUUCUUGGAAUCAGGGGACGCCUUGGAUCCAGGAACUCAGGUGGUCGAAGCUGAUUCUAAUGCAGUUCCCGAACCAGUUUCAAAUCCCAAUGCUAUUCGACUUUCACAUGAUUAUGUUCGAUCACUUUACACAUCCCUGCGCGCAAAAGAAGAAAGAAAAUUGCAAAAAAUCAAAUCUAUGAAAUCACCAGAGGCGGGAAAAAGACUACACUGGACAGUGAAAAAGAAACAGGUAGAAGAAAUUGCGGGCCUUAUUCGCAAUCAGCCCGAGGCUAGGGAUUGGCGUGAGACCAAGAUUGCGAAUGUUGCUGCUAAAAUUUUUGAUGAACUGAAGAAAGACCCGCAGUUUUCUGCUGAAGAUCAGGAGCAAUUUAUUGGCAUGGUUGCCAUGAAUUUUGAUCCUACUUCAGAGGAGUCAGAGCGUCUUUGUUUCAAAGCAGCAGCAACAGCAGCGGAAGACUCCGGCUAUGAUUUGAAAGAUCCUAAGUGGGUGGCUGCGAUCACAAAAGAGAUCAAAGCACACUUAGAAGUCUUUCGCCCUGCUACUGCUGAAGAUAUCAAAAAUUAUUCGCCUCGUAGACCUAUUCCAUGCAAGAUGCUGCUGAGCAUCAAACGCGAUGGAAGGCACAAGGCAAGAAUUGUUUGUCUUGGUUUCCUGGCUCCGUGGUCCCCACUGGCUACGUAUGCAGGAGUUCCUGACUCUGUAACAGUUAAGACCUUGCUGUCGUUGAUGGUUUCAACGCCAGGCAUGGACUUGCUGAGCAGUGACGCAACUUCAGCAUUUCUACAGGCGGACUAUCCCGAUAAAAGCUGUCUGAUCCAAUUUGAUGCUAAUUUGCGAUCAUUCCUUGGAUAUUCAGUCGGGAAAGUUGUGAAAUGUAUGAACGGUCUAAAAUUGAGUUCGAUUGGUUGGUCAGUGCAUCGAGAUGAACGCCUCCGGAAAUAUGGUUGGGAACAAAACAAGCGCGAGCCAUGCGUCUGGACUAAAUCAGGAUGUAUUCUGGCUGUGUUUGUUGACAGCUUUUAUUUCUUUGGCCCGACAAAAAUCAUCCGAAUUUUGCACGAUGAAGUCCAGCCUGUUUUAAAAUUGGUCGAAGAGCCUAGCACUGAUACGCCAACGACCCGAACUUGGGACGUAUUGGGUAUUCAGGUAAUUUUGGAAAAAUCAACCCGCAAGCUUUGGCUUAAUCAAGAUGCCUACGUGGAUCGACUUCUAAAGCGGUUUGGCGGGGAUAGUGGUCGUAAAAUCACAUGUCCUAUGGAACGUGAAACCACUUCAGAACUCGCUCCAGGGGUUCAAGAAAUUUCUGAUGAGCUUUAUCGUGAAGAGAUGGAACUUGUUGGAAGUCUGCAGUACCUGACGACAACAAGAGCCGAUCUUAUCACGAGUCUCAAAUAUUGCGCCAAGGCUCCGACAUCUGAAAAAUGUAUUACGAGCCUGAAGCGAGUAGUGAGAUACUUACGCACUCGACGAGCGCUUUGCUUUUACCCGUAUGAAAGCAAGAGCAUCGUAAUUGCUGCUCACAGUGAUGCCGAUUGGGCAAGUUUCCAAAACCGAUUCAGCAAUACCGGCAUGGUAGUUUUGCUGAGUGGUAAUCCAGUAAUCACCAAGAGUAUUACUCAGGCUUCAAUUGCGACUUCUGUUUCUGAGGCUGAGUUGUAUGCUAUGGGUGAAACUGCUAAAGCAGCACUACGGAUUUACAUGUUUUGUCAAUCGAUCUGGGAGACAUUAAGUCAAUUCACUUUCGAGAGAAUUGAACUUCCGCUACCGAUUUCGGGUGACAAUUCUGCCGCGUGUAAAAUCACGGUAGGAGCUGCUGGCAUCCCUGCCAAGCUAAAACAUAUGGAGAUCCGUGAUCUCUAUGUGAAAGAUUUAACCGAAAAAGGGACUGUAGAGCCAAUUCAAGUUUCAAGCAAUGCAAACCGGGCGAAUAUUCUUACCAAAGUUUGCUCUGGUGAAGAAUUUCAUCGCGGUUUGAAACAGCUUCAAAUUGAAAUUGCGCCGUAAAAAUUGCCUCGCGUGCCUCAAAAUGUCAAUCGAGAUUUCAAGUCUAUAGUAUGUGAAGGAGUUGCUAUCUUCCGAUGCGAGUACCAGCAUCAAGGCCGGUUGAUCAGUUUACUUUACUAAUGAUUCGAGUUUAUGUAUGAUUUACAGUGCGUGUAUGAUUUUAGCAGUAAAGCAGUAGAAUUAGAGUACAAGUAGUAAAAACGUAGUUUGUAAAAUUAAGAAAUCACCUUAAUCCAGUAACAGGCGGGAAGUAUUUUGGAAAGUAGGAAAACCAAUUUUGGCAUGACAGUUACAGUAAAUCUUGCAUAUUUAUGACAAAUUUUACAAAUGGAAUUUUCUGGAACUUUACGAAAAUUUUACGCAUUUAUUUACUAAAAUUUACAACAAAAAACUUUACAAGUUUUAUACACUUACCGAGCAGAUGUUGGAUACGACAUAGGCGGGAUGUUUGGAUCGGAAAAAUACCCGUUCCAGUAUUCAGCCAGAAUGUCGUGAUCCAAAUCUGAACUAACUAUACGAUCGGUAAUCAAGUGAGAGCUUAAAUCUAAUGAUCGGAUACAGAGCCUGACUACUCAAAUUAUGUGAGAGAUAGAAACUAAAUCAUAGGAAAUCUUAGAUCUACCACCUAUAAUCCAAUGACGAAACAUCUCAACACAUGAAGAAACCGAAUGAACAAUCAAUGCACUAUCAGGGCCCUUGAGUCAAGUAACAUUUGUCAUGCAAGAAUAAACCACCAACGCACAACGUGCAACCACCUACCAACCACCAUCUACUUCUUAUUUCGCUAUUGUGUUCACGGCCACUGCAGCAUACUGGGACAUUUCGCCAACAACAAAGGUCGCCCCACUUGGGUGACAGAAAGUGGCCAGCCUUUGCUACCUAUGCAUGAGAGAUCUUUCUGUGUUCUGCAAUGCGCAUCACAAGUUUGUAUUCUUCCAGACAUCGAGGGAUAUUUGCAAUCCAUAGGUCGGGGGGUAUAACGAUUUACAGUACCGACAGGGCUCCAAGCCGACGAAAACCACGACGGAAUUUGUCUUGCAAAUGGUGAGAACAGGUGGUGGAGCAACAUCUUCUGGUAUCCCUUCGAUCCAAUCUUUCCUGGUGCAGUGCGAAUCGAGUCCUGCAGGGAACAACAUCAAUACGACCUCAAAGCCACCAGAACCGGUGAUCCAGCAGGUCCCUUUUUCCGUGGAAUAUUUCCUGCUUCAGUGCGUGGAGCACAGUAAUCGGUUUGUGAGGGAAUACGCGUUUUUGUGUUUUGCAGAUUUGAUCCCACUCUUAUCGGACCUGCGAACCUCCCUGGCCCAGGCGGUGACCUACGGGUUGCAGGACAACUGGUCGCAAGUGAAAUACGCCGCUUCGAAAGCCGUCCGAGCGAUGAUGGAGCACAAAUUGUUCGUUCAAUACCAAUAUGAACUGCAAAUAUGUCUGGGUCUGGGAGAUUGCGAGAUUUGUCAUGCUAGUCUGGCAUGACUCUAAACUCUGUAUUGCGUGCCCGCGAAGAGGUCCUCUUGUCUGUCUUGCGAAAACGCAGUUUCUCAUGCGGAUUGCGCAACUCUGAACCACGGAAGAACUUGUCAUGCUGGGGUGCGCAUUACAGUGUGAUCAAUAUUCCCUUCCUUGCAUCACAAGUUUCCAGACCCAGACAUUUUUGCAUUUGAUAACCAAAACGCGGUCAGACGAGAAGACGCGGAGAAUUUGCAAUUACCGCCAGCGAUGCGGAGUUCUUGCACUAGCGCUCCCGACAGUUCGACGCAGCAACAGGAUAUGAAAAACAAAAUCAAGUCCCACAUCAAGCUAUUUGCCCCGUUUAUGUUAUCCCACGAAAAAAGUGUUACAGUUACAAAUUUGUAGUAGUGAAUUCAGCAACUGCAACACAAAUUUCUCGGCAUGAGAGAGAAAACUUGUCAUGCAGAAACCCUACGGGAAUAAAACACCGACGAAACGAGGCUCCUAUGCAUAUCCGGCAUGUUGACAGAGCUUGUCUGUCUUGCUUGGCCUGCAUAGACUAUGUGUGUAAGUGUAGCACUUUUUUCCUGCGAUAUCUGUGUCUGAACCGCCACUACGUCGCGGAGGGGGUGAGGCUGUACAGCCAGGAAAACUGGAAGAUCCUGAACCCUUUUGGCGGAAUUCCGCUGAUUUUGGAGGUACUCGACGAGAUAACCGACGCCUACUGCGACUCCACGAACGCGCCCAACCACGCGGUCCGAGAAGCGGCGUGCAAAUGUAUUGUGAGGACAAGGCCCCCCUCCCCAUACUGAAAAUGUAUGCUGCUGAAAAUUUGUGAUGCUGAUUCGUGGCCACAAAUCCUGUCUCUAUUGCAGGACACAGCUGCUUCAUUUGUGUCUCACUGCAAGACAAAGCGGAUUUGUGUACGCAAAAUCAGCAACAGAAGUUUCCUUUGCAAUAUCAGCAGGGGGGGGGCGUUUCCUUUCGAUAAAAUGCAUCUUGGAGCUGGCGGACCGGGUAGCGGUGGAUGUGCGGAACAAAAAGCAUUUCUAUCCUAUGUAAAAACGUCCCCACACCUUAGUUGUCAUGCAUAUUCGCAUCUACAGAAAUGUCUGUAAUGCCCAUCCCCAUGAGAGGCAUCUGUAGUCAAUUUCUGACAUUUGUAAUGCUGUAAACACGAUAAGAAGGCGUCUUUGUGAUGCGGCUGUCCUUGCUAAACAGCACUACACUACAGACGGAACAAGCUUGUCAUGCAUAACUCCCAAAGCGAAGCGAUUUGUGUUGCAGAUUUACCAACUUGGCUAUGGGGUGGGGACGUUUUUACUAUAGGAUAAAUUUCUGGAAAAAUUCACUUCCCCCGUUCUAGUCGCCAGCCAGUCCGCGCCGGAUUUUCGCAAGGAAAAUUUCCAGUUCAUGCUGGGCGAAGGAAGAGGAACAGCAGCAGCAGUGGGGGGAGGCAUCAAAAAGCCGGAUCAUGCGACCGGUGCUGGUGGUUCUACUGGUACUUCCUCUGUAUCAACAACAUCACCAACGAAAACUUCUACCUCCCUGCAAGUAUUCCGUCGUAUCGACAUGCUCAUCCUCGCGGUCUUGUCUUCCCUCGAAGACGAAUCCUGGCCCGUUCGUGACCACGCUUGUCUCGCCGCGGCCAAACUCUAUCAAAAUGAAAAAUUCCCCCUCCCCAUAUCGAAAGGGAAGUCUGUGCUGCUGUGUUUGCGUACACAAAUCAGCUUUGUCUUGCAGCGGAGCACUGCAGGCAGAUUAUACAAAGCCCGGAAAGGGGUGGCUUCAGGUAGUCAUUUAGCAUGGCAGAGGUCUGCCCCAUUGGCGCAGCAGCACUACAAAGCGCCUGCGAGAUGCGGCGGAAGCUCUGGCUUUGCUUUUUUGCAAGACAGACGCGAUUUGUGACCACAAAGCAGCAUCACAAAUUUUGAAAAGCACGCGUUUUCGAUAUGGGGAGGGGGGAUUUUUCCUCACAAUAAACUCGCGUCCGCCUUCCCGGAGGAGAUGCGGCCGCACUUGGAUCGGCUGUAUCAAACGCAAAUAUGUCUGGGUCUGGAGGGAUGCAACCUGUGAUGCUACCUCUGGACUCUACAUACAAUCUGUAUUGCGCGAAGAGCAAAAAAGGUCCAGUUUUUGCUACGGAGAGAGGGCAUUUCCCAUGCGGUAUGGGCAUCAGGAAGCCCUUGCAGAAUCUGUGAUGCUACAGCAUGCAUCGCAGACGUCAUGGGUCAUGCAAAAUCUGCCUCGCAAUCUCCAGCAUUCUUCCAGACCCAGACAUGUUUGCAUUUGGAUCGGUUGCUGAAAUUGUUGAUCUUCGCGAUCGGGGACAACAUCAACUGCCUGCGAAAGAACGCGGGGGAAGCGCUCGCCAUCGUUCUCUGCCUGUACGAAAAGGUGGACGAGAUUUUUACGGGCGAUUUGCGAACCCUGACCACGCUAAACGACAGCAUGAACCACGGAUUUGAGCCGGAGAAGGAGCAGGACCGAUACAAAUUUCCGGGAUUGGACACGUUCCUGAAGAAUGGGGAGGACCAACCCAUGGAUUCAAAAAACUUCGCGCAGUACACCCCCUCCGGGCCGUAUGCAAGGAAAAAUCUGUGUAAGUGUAAGUCUGUCAUGCAAAGCAUGCCACACUUUUACACUUGUCAUGCUAGCCAACCAUGACGUCCUAUUUCAUAAACGUGUUUUCACGUACUAUCUGUGCAUGACAGGAUUUCUUCGUCAUGCAGAACAGAUUUGUCAUGCUGUCACCCGAAGACACGUACACUAACGCAGUUUUUUCGGUCCACAGGCCGUUCUCCGUCCCGUUGAGGAGACGGGAAUAUAAAUUGGACGAUAAGGACGGGCUGGGGAAAUUGGAGAAAGAUCCAAGGUACAACAGGAGGACAUGUAGUGUUGUUUUUUCAUCAACACUUUUUGUCAUGCUGCAUGGAGUUAUCAACUUCUUCUUGAUCUUGUUAUAGCCGAAAAUCAUGAAUAAAACCAACCCUACGACCCAGGUUCGACGACGCCACCAUGUAUUCUUGCGGGUCCGUGGCGCCGCGGAACUUCAAAAAGUUCCGGGACAAGGGCGGCUGCAUGAACUGCACGGUGCACGGAGUGUUACAGCUAUGCAAGAAAAAAACUGUGUAAGUGUAACUUUGUCUUGCAGGUGUUGCAAUACAGUUACACUUGUCAUGCCGGAUUUGCAUCAGAGGCUAUUUCAAUACGUGUUUUCGCAUACUAGCUACGCAUGACAGGUUUUCUGUCAUGCAAAGCAAAUCUGUGAUGCUGUUCCUGCAAAAAAGUUACACUCACACAGUUUUUUGCUUCCAUAACAUCCCUGGGAACAGGCGGAAGGCGCGUUUCACUGCUUAAUCGACAUCGCGAAAAUCAUAUCGAAUGCAGAAGUGUCUGGGUCUGGAAACUUGCGAUGCUGGGUGGCGUAUCAUGAGGAGGCCCCAAGUGCUGGCGCAGCAUGACAAGUCCCUGGGCUUUUAGGUGUUGCCUAUUCUGCAUGAAAAACUGCGUUUCUGCAUGACAGAAAAAUGGGGCUCUUGGGUAACGUGCGUGACAGAUUUCAGAGUCAUGCCAGACAAGCAUGACAAACAUGCACCCUUCCAGGAGACCCAGACAUAUUUGCACUUGAUAAAUCAAACUGAAAGAAGACUGGUGCACGACCGCGUCGACCGUUGACUCGAUGAAUUUUUCCAGUGAGAACCGGCUGACGAGAUCCCAGGAGGAGUUUCUGGAGGAAUUCUUCAAGCCGCGGAUGAAAAUUGUCCUGCACUUGUACGAACUCUCCCACUUUCCGCACCACUGCCAGCUGAAACAGACGAUUUGUGAGCGGCUAGUCGAGCUUGUCGAAUGGUACAAAAUCGACGAGAAGUUUCUGGUAGAAAAGGUAAAACCCGCGGCCUUCGAGCAAACGGCGCACAAUAUCCCACAGAAAAAAGCUGGCAGGUCACAUUUGUAAUGCAAAAAUAAAUACACAAAAAAAUCUGUAUUGCGUAUCCUAAACAGCAUGCUAUGAGGCCGCCCAUGAGAGAUUUUUCUGUGUGUUUGUUUUGGCAUUACAAAUAUGCCCUGCCAGCUUUUUUCUGUGGGAUACACAAAGCCUUGGCGGUUGCAGCGGCGUACUACUUGCAGAAGUGCGGCAUUUUUGCCACGCCGAAGGGCCGCGGUGGGCAGGAGAGGGAACGCGUACGGAGGAUAGAGGCCUGAUGGUAGGUACUUACGACUACGUAGUUCUGCAUUGAAGGUAAAAAUAAACUCCCGACGUUAGUAAAGAAAUAAAAUAGCAUAAAGAUGAACAAGGACGCGUCCUAAGUCGAGCAAGUUUUAGUUUUUAGCUGUAUCACGACAUCAUGGUGCAUUAAUUUGGAAAGAAACUUCGUCUCUGUCAAAUAAAGUGGUCCUCUUUUGUACCUUCAAAACUGUGCAUCGAUUUGGAAGCAGCGGAAGGGUGCGACUGGUUCGUAAGUACUUCCGUGUUCGUUAUCCAGCACAAAAAAGAUUGCAACUUCUAGAGUGGCUGUGCUGGUGUGCAUUUUCGCUGCCUACUGUCACACAGCACCGCAUGGGGUCUGGAGAAAUCUAGAAUUUGGCUUCAUGCGUAAGUAAUGUGAUGAUUCUACUACUACUUUCUCAGUGCGUUAUUGUACUUUGAGCAGCUCCACCGCGUUCUGCAUUUUUCCUGAAAUAACUGGGCACAGCCAGACCUGAUGGAUUCGGGACUGGCAGGUCGAAAAAAAAGUGGUCCACCACCAUUCUGGUAUAUCUAACAAAGUAGAAGUGGCUAAGUUGUACUUUCCUCUACUAGUCGUGCCGCUGGUUCGAUGAAGUCCGCUUCGCUGCGUGCAAAAGUGCUGCGCAGGGUAUGGCUGCGUCCUGGCCAUUAAAUGACUUUUUUACAGCGAAACUUCUUUCCCAACGAACUUGUUUGCUAGUAUUUGGAACACAACAAUCCUAUCUGUCCUCUUAUGACGUGAAAUGGUUUAUUCUCUUUCUCGGAUAGAUGAUACACUGGCGACUUCUUUCACAAAAGAAAAGCUGUGUGUCAUGCUUUUAUUCAAGAUCGAUUCGAUCGAUUUCUGUACGACCCUGGAAUAAUUCUAGGGCCCGGGGAAGGUAGUCUUACCUCCGGGAAGAAGCGACAUUGCAUUCCCCCCCCCCGUGGUGAAUAAAGAGUG
Amoebophrya sp. A120 is the source of this 15256-nucleotide messenger RNA. The record is from the annotation of a GenBank genome assembly. NCBI's taxonomy places the organism in Eukaryota, Dinophyceae, Syndiniales, Amoebophryaceae.